This is a messenger RNA of Mus musculus (house mouse), 3337 nucleotides long. RefSeq names its product NADH:ubiquinone oxidoreductase core subunit S1 (gene Ndufs1). The transcript is spliced from 20 exons. Gene Ontology annotation, molecular function: NADH dehydrogenase (ubiquinone) activity; oxidoreductase activity; oxidoreductase activity, acting on NAD(P)H. Gene Ontology annotation, cellular component: mitochondrial intermembrane space; membrane; mitochondrial inner membrane. Gene Ontology annotation, biological process: proton transmembrane transport; mitochondrial respiratory chain complex I assembly; cellular respiration. The coding region runs from base 915 to 3098 and encodes 727 amino acids. Lineage: Eukaryota; Metazoa; Chordata; Mammalia; Rodentia; Muridae. The record is from RefSeq and is a predicted model, not a curated record.
GGGUCAGGGAGACCCGGACAGGUCCGCGGAACUACUCGGUGGGCUCCGGAGGAAAGGUGAGGACGCGUUGAAGUGGGCAAGUUGAAGCGCUUCGAGUGGUGUUUUCUUUUUUGGCAGGUCUGCAUCCCAUAGGUCAGACAAGCCGUUCUCCUCUUGCCCUUGACUGGGUACCAGCUCCUGCCCCGCCACCUCUGGAACCCGGGAGAGCCGGCAGGGGAAGACAGGAGAUGGCCCUGUCAUCAGGAGACCGGUUCAUCUCCCAGGGUCACGAGAGACUUAAACCUCAGGCAUCGGUUUAGUUGCUGUCUUGAACCUGUCCACGCUACUGUUUGUUUUUGUCUAGCCCGGUGAUCAUGUUGGGUAGUAUUUUAUUCAUUCCACCGACGGGGAGAACUGACAAAAACUAAAAGUUAGCUCAGUCGGAGCUGGAGGGAGAGUCAAGCGGUUAAGAGUGCCUUGCAGAGAGGAUCCGAGUUCGGUUCCCACUAGCCCAGUCAGAAGACUCCCAGCUGCCAUGUAACCUUAUCAGGGAAUUCUCCACUCUCUUUUGGACUGUGAGCACCGGCACUUAGAAGUGCACAUUACCCACACACAGAUAAGCACAUGCACACAUAAACUAAAAAUGAAUCUUAAAAAGUUAGCCUGGAGUCCGCUGCAGAUCAGGAAGCUGCGGUGUCUUCAAGUUUGUGAGGUUCAUGUCUGUAAGACCAAACAGAUUUCUGGGAUCCACCCCCACCCCAUCACUAAAUCUAAUAUUCUAAGCCAGCUCAUCAGCGCCUUUUAGAAAGUUACUUUUAUAAGAUACAGCCAAGAUAUUAGAGCCAGGGUGUGAUGAUGGUACCUGUCUGUAAUUCCAGAAAGGGGAGGCUGAGAUGUGAGGAUUGAACGGAGAACUUUGUGUGUGAUUAGCCAUCAUGUUAAGGAUACCUAUAAAAAGGGCCUUGAUAGGCCUUUCUAAUUCUCCUAAAGGAUAUGUUCGCACAACUGGCACAGCAGCAAGUAACUUGAUUGAAGUAUUUGUUGAUGGUCAGUCUGUCAUGGUGGAACCAGGAACCACUGUUCUGCAGGCUUGCGAGAAGGUCGGCAUGCAAAUCCCUCGAUUCUGUUACCAUGAAAGGUUGUCUGUUGCUGGAAAUUGCAGGAUGUGCCUGGUAGAGAUUGAGAAAGCUCCAAAGGUUGUCGCUGCUUGUGCUAUGCCUGUAAUGAAGGGCUGGAAUAUCUUGACAAACUCGGAAAAAUCUAAGAAAGCCAGAGAAGGUGUGAUGGAGUUCUUAUUAGCAAAUCACCCAUUGGAUUGUCCUAUUUGUGACCAGGGAGGUGAAUGUGAUCUGCAGGACCAGUCCAUGAUGUUUGGAAGUGAUAGGAGCCGAUUUCUAGAGGGGAAGCGUGCUGUGGAGGACAAGAACAUUGGGCCCCUAGUAAAGACCAUCAUGACUAGAUGCAUCCAGUGUACCCGGUGCAUCAGGUUUGCAAGUGAGAUUGCAGGAGUAGAUGAUUUGGGAACAACAGGAAGAGGAAAUGACAUGCAAGUUGGCACAUACAUUGAAAAAAUGUUUAUGUCUGAACUGUCUGGGAAUGUCAUUGAUAUCUGCCCUGUAGGGGCCCUAACCUCUAAGCCUUAUGCCUUUACUGCCCGGCCUUGGGAAACAAGAAAGACAGAGUCCAUUGAUGUAAUGGAUGCAGUGGGAAGUAACAUUGUGGUUAGCACAAGAACUGGAGAGGUAAUGAGGAUUUUGCCAAGAAUGCAUGAAGAUAUUAAUGAAGAAUGGAUCUCUGAUAAAACCAGGUUUGCUUAUGAUGGACUAAAACGUCAAAGACUUACUGAACCAAUGGUCAGAAACGAAAAAGGGCUUUUAACUUAUACCUCCUGGGAAGAUGCACUCUCUCGUGUAGCUGGAAUGUUACAGAAUUUUGAAGGCAAUGCUGUGGCAGCGAUUGCAGGAGGCUUGGUGGAUGCUGAAGCCUUAGUAGCUCUGAAAGACUUGCUUAAUAAAGUUGACUCUGACAACUUAUGCACUGAAGAGAUCUUCCCCACUGAAGGAGCUGGUACAGACUUACGUUCCAAUUAUCUUCUCAAUACCACAAUUGCUGGUGUGGAAGAAGCAGAUGUUGUUCUUCUAGUUGGUACAAAUCCACGUUUUGAGGCACCGCUGUUUAAUGCUAGAAUUAGAAAGAGCUGGCUUCAUAAUGACUUAAAAGUGGCCCUCAUCGGUAGUCCAGUGGACCUCACUUACAGAUACGACCAUCUAGGAGACUCUCCUAAAAUUCUGCAAGACAUUGCUUCAGGGAGGCAUUCAUUCUGCGAGGUCUUAAAGGAUGCUAAAAAACCAAUGGUGGUUUUAGGCAGUUCUGCACUCCAGAGAGAUGAUGGAGCAGCAAUUCUUGUAGCUGUGUCCAACAUGGUACAAAAGAUUCGAGUGACAACCGGUGUUGCUGCAGAGUGGAAAGUUAUGAAUAUUCUGCAUAGGAUUGCAAGCCAGGUAGCUGCUUUGGACCUUGGCUAUAAACCUGGGGUAGAAGCGAUUAGGAAGAACCCUCCCAAAAUGCUGUUUCUUCUGGGAGCAGAUGGAGGUUGUAUCACGCGACAGGACUUGCCAAAGGAUUGUUUCAUUGUUUAUCAAGGACACCAUGGUGAUGUUGGUGCUCCCAUGGCUGAUGUUAUUCUCCCAGGGGCUGCUUACACAGAAAAGUCUGCUACUUAUGUCAAUACUGAGGGCAGAGCUCAGCAAACCAAAGUAGCAGUGACGCCUCCUGGCUUGGCACGAGAAGACUGGAAAAUCAUAAGAGCUCUCUCUGAGAUUGCAGGUAUCACUCUUCCAUAUGACACUCUGGAUCAAGUAAGGAACCGUCUUGAAGAGGUCUCUCCUAAUCUGGUUCGAUAUGAUGAUAUUGAAGAAACUAAUUACUUUCAGCAAGCAAGUGAGCUUGCCAAGCUAGUAAACCAGGAGGUUCUUGCUGACCCACUCGUUCCACCUCAGCUAACUAUAAAAGACUUCUAUAUGACAGACUCCAUUAGCAGAGCCUCACAGACAAUGGCCAAGUGUGUCAAAGCUGUCACCGAGGGCGCUCAGGCAGUAGAGGAGCCGUCCAUAUGCUGAGACAUCUAACAGGGACCCUUUUUGCUACAGACAGUAAAUGGACAUUGCUGUAAUCCCUUAUAAGUUAAUGUUUUCCAACAUGAGUCUGAAUGAUGUAAUAUUUAAAGUUAUACUAUGCUUAUCCGAAAAUGGUAUUGUACUUAUCAAAAAUCCUGGCAGUUUAAAAUGUAUGUAAUUGUGUGCAAGCAUUAACUAGUUUAAUAAAACUAUCAUUUUCUCUUUCAUGUUAAAAACACUGA